UAAAAUAAAUUUAGUUUGAUACAUUACUUAAUAAUAUAGGGGAGGAAAAUAAUGUUUUUCGUAUAAAACCAUGCCACUGUUCGUCUGUACAAAAGGAAAUUAAAUUUGUGGUAAUGAAUUAUUUCAUAUGAAUGAAAAUUAUUUCAUAUGAAUGAAUUAUUUGAACAUUGAUAUCUUUUUAACAAUUAUUAAAGAGAAUAUGGGUUUUCAGUGAAUUAUUGCCUCUCUCUGGCAAGCUUUUUCCUACAGCCCCCACACUGUCAACUCUUAUCACUUCUGGUCUGGCGGCUUCCUCCUCCAUCACCCGCAAUGCUUUGACUUCUGCAUGUUUACUUAUCUCGUUUCUCCCAUGGCUGUUGCCUGUUAGUGAUGUGUUUGUCUCUUCACCUAUAAUGAGGUAAAUUGCAAGUUUAGUCACUUGGAUUAUUAAAAAAAAAAAUUCGUGCUGAUACGGAAAAUAUUUUAUUCCAUUUGUGUUCGCUAAAAUUAAUUCGCUAGAUCGUGUAUAGUCACUUUACGUUAACUUCAGUCAUACUCUGUUAACACAGUCAGUACAUUAUUUUUAUUUUAAAUUAACAAGUCAAGUGUCACUCAAUUCACGUUCAACCAUGAGAGUUGAUCGUCACAUAGGAUAAAGAUAACGGAAUUGGACGGAAGAGUGACCAAUUUUGAACUAGUUAACUAGUUUUAGUAACCACGAAUGGAAUUAAAUAUUUUCAGCGUCCAAAUGCAAACGGUUUCAGAAAACUCGGCGACCAAACUUCCAAUAAUUGAUGGGUUUCAAUCCCUGAAGAUUGUACAGUGAAUAAUAAUAAUAAUUCUGGCCUCAGUCACGUCAUGUCACACCGGGUUUGCUUCUACUAAUUCAAAUGCAGCCCCGGCCCCUCGAGAAAUAAGUUAAUUGCCGCAAAAUAAUGGGAUCCACAAGGCAUUAUAUUUUGAUUAUUAACGCCUACAUAUAUCAGUAUAGUUCAUCGAUCGUCAAUUCCACUGGUCGGCGAUCCAAAGUACUUAACGCCGGGACUUAUGUCGUCGUCUGUGCCACAGUUGAUCGCCUCCGCGGGUCCUCCGAACAGAGCUAAACAAGGAACAGUACCGCAGGCGUUUGGACCUGCUGCUGCUAAUUAUCUUCCCACUUUGUGGGUUGAUGAUUUUCUCAAGUGUGAGGAUGUCGUCGAUGCAUCAACGGUUGAACUUCAACAUGAAGAGUUGAAAAAAGAAGUAAGAAAGAUGCUGAAUGCUCCUACAACAGUCAAUCAAACUCAAAAAUUGCGACUAAUUGACGUUGUUCAGCGUUUAGGUGUGAGCUACCACUUUGAGAGUGAGAUUGAAGCUGAGUUACUGAACAUGGUGUCGUCUCCCGUUUCUGACUUCGUUGCUAAUGAUCUCAACUCAGCUGCGCUCUGGUUCCGUCUCCUUAGACAACAAGGUUUUCAUGUCUCCCCAGACAUCUUGGAGCAUUUCAAGGACGGGGAAGGGAACUUCAAGUCCUCAUGGGUCUCCGACGUGCCGGCGAUGCUGAGCUUGUACGAAGCAUCGUUUCUGGCCACGCCGGGAGAAGAUAUCUUGGACCAAGCAAGGACCUUCACUACCCAAAACCUAAUCGGCUCAUCAUCAUCGGCGGUGGCGGAGAUUACGAGCCCGACGAAACUGAUGGCAGAAGAUCAGGUAAGCUUCGCCCUCAACAGGCCGAUCCGAAAGCGCUUGCCGAUGCUAGAGGCGAGGCGUUUCAUCGACACCUAUCAAGGGAACGAUUCCCUACUGAUGCUUGCAAAGUUGGACUUCAACAUCGUCCAGCAGCAGCAUCAGGAAGAGCUACGUGGGAUCCAGGAGUGGUGGGGAAGUUUGGACGUGCCGACCAACUUCUCGUAUGCGAGGGACAGAAUCGUGGAGUGCUACUUUUGGAUCAUGGGAGCGUAUUUCGAGCCUAAGUAUCGCGUGGCCAGGAGGCUGCUCACCAAGUUCAUAGCCAUCAUGUCUCUGACGGACGAUACUUACGAUAACUACGCUACGGCCGAACAGCUGGAUGUUCUCACACAAGCAAUUGAGAGGUGGGACGUCAAUCUCAUAAAUGGACUUCCAGGGUCCAUGAAGACGCUCUAUGGCUUAUUUGUGUACAUUUUCAGUGAAUUCGAAGAGGCGGUUUCAGGAGAAGGAAGGUCUUUUGCUCCACGUUACGCGAAAAGAGAACUAGACAGGGCCCUUAAGGCGUUCCUAAUGGAGGCCAAGUGGAGGGAUGCAAACUAUUUCCCGAAGCUAGAAGAGUACAUGGAAGUUUCACUGGGCACCACCUGCUAUUCCUUGCUCGCUGCGGUUUCGUUCAUCGGCAUGGCCGGCGCCGACGCCGCCACGGAAGAGGCCUUUCAGUGGAUCGCCGGGGAACCUCAGAUGCUCGUCGCCUCCUCAACCGUCUGCAGGCUGAUGGACGACAUCGUCUCCCACAAGUUGGAGCAAGAGAGAAAGCACAUCCCGUCGGCCGUGGAAUGUUACAUGGAGAAAUACAAGGUGGCGGAGGAGGUGGUGGUGGAGCUUUUCAGGGAGCGAGUUGCCGAUGCGUGGAAGGACAUCAAUAAGGAGUUCAUGAGGCCGACGGCGGUGGCUACGCCGCUGCUGGAUCGGAUUCUGAAUUUGACGAGGGCGAUUGAGGUGAUCUACAAAGACGCUGACACCUACACCGACUCGUAUUUGCUCAAGGACCAUGUCGUCUCCAUCCUCAAGGAACCCAUCUUCAUUGCUGUCUGAGGUGCAUGAAUGUUUGUUUAUGGGAUAUUGGUCAGGACUUGCUGUCAGGAAUUGACGCUGUUUGGAUUUAUUUGUGUGCUAAAUUUGUGUGUUUAUGGUAGCAUAUAGGGGUGGGUAUUGGUUUGACCAAACCGCUCCAAAUCGCCCCAAAUGGCUUAUGCGGUCAAUCCAAACCGCA
Molecule: messenger RNA, 2920 nt
Organism: Linum trigynum
Lineage: Eukaryota; Viridiplantae; Streptophyta; Magnoliopsida; Malpighiales; Linaceae
Source: the annotation of a GenBank genome assembly